AUGCAUUUGGACGUAGCCGGUGGAUAUGAUGAUGAAUACGCAUAUACUCUGCCCUGUGAGAGCUAUCUUUAUAUUGAAGGUAAAUUGAAUAUACCGACGGAUGUUGCAGCAUAUGCAAGCGAGAUAAAUUUUACAAACAACGGUUUAGCGUUUUUGCUUUCCGAAAUCCGAUAUGAAAUUAACGGUGUGGAAAUACAAAAAUUAAAAUCUCCUGGAAUAUCUUCGAGUCUUAAAGGUUUCUGCUCACACACUCCCAAUGAAUUGAACAAUCUACAGAAUACUGCUUGGGAUGUAGAUAUGGAUGCAAGUGAAAAUAAACAUUUCAUGUUGUAUAACAAGUUUGCUGGUUGUAUCCAGCUCAAACAGUUACUUGAAUUCUGCGAAGAUUAUAAAAAAAUACUCUUCAACUGUAAUCAACAAAUCAUUUUAAACAGAUCAACUACAGACUUACAUUGUACGUUUCAGGAACCAUUGCAAAUGAAAGUAGAGAUAAAUUUAAAAAAAAAUUGGGACUUGUGCGAAUAUCCAGUUGUCCCUCAGAACACUUCUCAUUCAUGGACGGUAAAAUCAAGCAGUUUGCUCGAGAAACCUAGAUUUGCAUUAAUUGGAUUUCAAACAGAUCGAAAAAAUAAUUUAUUUAACCCAUCGGGACGGUUCGAUCACUGCUACCUGAGAAACCUGAAAGUAUACCUGAACUCUGAAGUAUAUCCAUAUGAAGAUUCCCGUGCAGAUUUUACAAACAACGUUACAGCUAUAUUGUAG
Myzus persicae (green peach aphid) is the source of this 762-nucleotide messenger RNA. RefSeq lists its product as uncharacterized. The coding region runs from base 1 to 762 and encodes 253 amino acids. NCBI's taxonomy places the organism in Eukaryota, Metazoa, Arthropoda, Insecta, Hemiptera, Aphididae. The record is from RefSeq and is a predicted model, not a curated record. The transcript is spliced from 3 exons.